AUGAACAGUGUCGAGGUCUUCGUCAAGGUCUUCGUCAAGGUCUCCGUCAAGGUCUCCGUCAAGGUCUCCGUUAAGGUCUUCGUCAAGAUCUUCUUCAAGACGAUCUUGGAAACUGCACUGAAAGCCCAAAUCAGGAUUCUGAGACGCGAAUUGGCGGAAUUGCAGGCAAAAUUGGACAAGCUCGAAGCCAAGGAGUUGCGUCGCGGCGCACUCAAGAAGCACACCUUUUACGAGGAACCUUUCGUCAUUUCUUUCCCCGAGGACGAAGAGGUCUAUCUUGCCUCUGAAGAUAAGCAGCACGGCGAGAUGCCUGAGUACUUUUACCGUGCAUUCCACGAGACCUCUGGCACCUUGAGCUGCUACGUAACCAAAGACUGCUGGCCCAGUGUGCAUCCAAAGUACAAGAAAGGGGCUGCGUUCCAGUCUCUCAAUGAGUUCUUACCGGUGCGAGAUUUGACUUUCGAACGGGUCUUGCGACACUUCAAUUGGCAACAGAAGAACCCGACCACUUCGUACAUAUCGGUCUUCGAUAACUACGCCAUGACAGAACGACGAGCGCACUUCUUGUACCACGAGAGCGCACGCCACCCACGUCGCAUCUCUGUUGCUCGUUGCAUCAAUCGAGAUCUUAAGCCUGCUUUUUUUGAGACGACAGAGAUUCUUUCUGCGGACCUAAUCGAGGCUGCCAAAUCGAAACGUCUCGGUAAAAAGACGAUCACCGAUAGUGCAAAGUCUCCAGAGGUUGCUACUAGACAGAAAUCACUCGCUAACUGUUCGCCUUCUGCGACUCCCGUCAACACAGUUGAAGAUACAGAAUCUACGCCGGAAAAGGCCCAGGAGAAUACCAUCGUCCCCAAGGAAACACGCAAGGUCAAGAUACCUAUCUGGGUUCGAAAGAGCGCAGUACCGGAGGAUCGCGCGGACAUCACUAUCCAAGAGUUCGAAGCUUCUGGUUCGGAUAUCUGGUUGUCAGUACGGGAGAACCAAAAGACUGGCUUAAAUCUUCCCACGGCCUGUCGCGGUCAGCCAGAGGAAUGGCUUGCUGGUGGCGUCAUACCCAAGGAAUAUGUCGACCAUGUAUGGCCCUUCGAUGGUACGAAGGUUCACACCCAUGACGGAGAUAAAGUCGUGACAAGCUCAGCGGAGGUCGACUAUGAGUUCGGACCAAAAGACCGGAUCUGGCGCUCAAAGACCGAGAUGCGUAACCUCGAACAAGCUUUCAAGCGCAACAGGAUCGAGAAGCGCAAGUCUGCAGAUGUUAAUUCUGCAUCCUCAAAACGCCAAAAGCCAGAUACCGAGUCUUAG
Alternaria arbusti is the source of this 1305-nucleotide messenger RNA. RefSeq lists its product as uncharacterized. The record is from RefSeq and is a predicted model, not a curated record. The transcript is spliced from 5 exons. NCBI's taxonomy places the organism in Eukaryota, Fungi, Ascomycota, Dothideomycetes, Pleosporales, Pleosporaceae. Bases 1 to 1305 code for a protein of 434 amino acids.